AAGUCGGUCCGGCGUGUCCGCCCCGCUCCGGACUCGUCCACCUCGUGGCGCGAGCCCUGCCCAGCUGCCGCCCUCGUCCCGGCGCCGGGACGAGUCGUGUAGUGAGCGGCCACCGGCGGCGACGGCCGUGUGGAAGAGCGGCGGCCGGGCAGUGCGAGUCCGCCGGCGCGCACGACGGACCGCGGCGGCGGCUGGAGCCGGUCACGACCCGUCGCGGGGUCACAGUCGCGCCGCUGGCGAACUGCUGUGACCUGGACAUGACCUGGCGACGACCUGCCUGUCCUCUGAUGGGGCCGACGACCCGGCAUCAUCGGGUGAACACUGCCGCGACGAUGGGCACAAGCCGGUUCAGGGUGACCCACAAGGUCGGAGUGGCAGUAGGGAGUCACCUGCUGACCAGCGCUGCUUUGACUCUGGUCUUCCUUUCCUCCGGCGGCGACGGGUAUUCGUUUCCACAAGGUCGGUUGCAGUCAUGUACGAACGAGGGAGGAAAUGUAGAAGUGGGCUUCAUCAAAGAAAAUCCAUGCAUCACUUGUCGUUGCUUGGGGGGCAAUGUGACCUGCGAGCAAGAGCUCUGUCCAAUGACAGAAGCGUGCCAUCUGGUGCUGGCGGGGCAGCGCAUUCGACCCGACUCCUGCUGCGAAAAAUGCAAAGGUUGCCAGACGUCACUGGGCCAGUACUCGGACGGAGAGGAGUGGCCCGACCCCGACGACCCCUGUACACUCAACCACUGCUACAGUGGCGUUGUCACCAGGUCAAAGGUCAAGUGCCACGCGCCGUGCAGCCAGCCGCUGCCGGCAGAGCCCGGGCAGUGCUGCGCCCGCUGUCCUGGCUGCCAAGCCUCGGGUCAUGUCAAGCCGCCGGCUCAGAACGUGACGUCAGAGAGGGACCCGUGCCUGAUCUGCCGCUGCGGCCCGGACGGCACGCAGAGCUGCGCGCGCCGCCUGUGCCCCGCUCUCUCGUGUCUGGCGUCCGAGACUCACCAGGAGCCAGACCAGUGCUGUCCCCGGUGCACAGGCCACCGGCGCGUCACGCCCGGCUCACCGGGCUGCCAGAUGGGCAAACGGCUCUACGACUCCGGCCAGCAGUUCUCGCCGGAUCCGUGCACCAACUGCACCUGCCAGGGCUCGACCAGCGUGUGCCAGCGCACCAGCUGCCCGCAGCUGGCGUGCCAGCGGCACCUGCAGCUGCACCAGCCGGGCAGGUGCUGCCCGGUGUGCCGCGCGCCGGAGCCGGUGCGCAGCGUCUGCCGUCAUAUGCGCCGCCAGUACCAGGACGGCGACACGUGGCAGCUGACCCCCUGCAUCACGUGCAACUGCACGCACGGGCGGAUCAGCUGCGAGAUGGAGUCGUGCGAGAACGAACCGCAGUGCGGUCCCGGCUGGCACCCGGCCAAGCUAGCCGGUCGCUGCUGCAAACAGUGCGUCGAAGACGACGCCGUCUGCACGGUUUUCGGUGAUCCUCACUACAGCACAUUUGACGGGAAGAUAUACAACUACCAGGGCACGUGCAAGUACCAGCUGGCCAAGGACUGCGCUGAUAAGACGUUCUCGAUACGCGUGCAUAAUGACCCGCGCAACAGCCGCUUCUUCAGCUGGACGCGGUCCGCCUCCAUCAAGAUUGGCGAUUUAAGGAUAGCUCUGCGCCCAAAGAAAGAAGUGAAGAUCAACCGCAAGACUGUCACCCUGCCUUACCUGAAAGUGGGUCAUGUGGCGAUAGUCCAAGACCCUGCAGACAAUUAUAAUGUCUUGGUGAAGCUCCGUUCUGUUGGAGUCAGCGUGAUUUGGGACGGCGAUAGCUUCCUGCAAGUGCGGGUGCCGCCGAAAUACAAGGGUAAGAUGUGCGGUCUGUGCGGCAACUACAACGGAAACAAGACAGACGACUUCAUCACCAAGCGCGGACGGCUGGUCAAACUCACCAAACGAUUCGCUCGGUCGUGGAAAGUAGGAGGUCGCUCCCACUGCUCGGCGCCGCGGCGCCAGUUCCGGCGCCAGCGGAAGCGUCAGCCGCGCCCGUGCGCCGGCGACCGGGCGGCGCGCGCCACCGCCGUGCGCCAGUGCAACCGACUCAAGGCGGCGGCCUUCGGCGACUGCCACGCCAAGGUUCACCCGGCUUCAUACUUCAAGUCGUGUGUGCAGGACAUGUGCGAGUGCGAUCAGAAGCGCAGCUGCUACUGUGAGGCGCUCACCGCCUACUCGCACGCCUGCCAGCGCGUCGGCGUUCCCGUGCAUUGGCUGAACGGCACAGACUGCGCAGAGCCGCCGCAGUGCACGGGAGUUGGAUCGUCUGCCGGCUGCAGCUCCGCCUGUCAGCCGAGCUGCGCUGUACCGCAGCCGCCGGCCGACGGCUGCAGCUCGGACGCGUGUCGUCGGACUUGCGCCUGCCCCGACGGCCAGCUGUGGCACGACGGCGGCUGCGUGCCGCCGCACCGCUGCCCGCAGCGGUAAC
Pollicipes pollicipes is the source of this 2448-nucleotide messenger RNA. Its product is annotated as BMP-binding endothelial regulator protein. Gene Ontology annotation, molecular function: BMP binding. Bases 258 to 2447 code for a protein of 729 amino acids. NCBI's taxonomy places the organism in Eukaryota, Metazoa, Arthropoda, Thecostraca, Pollicipedomorpha, Pollicipedidae. Gene Ontology annotation, biological process: positive regulation of BMP signaling pathway. The record is from RefSeq and is a predicted model, not a curated record. The transcript has 14 exons. Gene Ontology annotation, cellular component: extracellular region.